AUGGCCACCAUAACAACCCUCCCAGACCCCGUAGCGGCCAUCAACGCUACGGAGAAACUGUCCAACUUGUCAAUCUCCGCCCUGGAGGUUCCCGAGCUGUCCUCGUCAGAUCGCGACACCAACUCAGACUCCCAUUCAGACCACUAUACCCCAGCAACCUCACCAGGGCUGCCCCCUUCCACCACAACGAUUCCCCAGCGGAUCCCUACAUAUCCCAAGUCCCGAAUCUCCCUCGUCGACCGCUUCAUUGACCAGCCCCGUGCCCUCAAAGUAGCUGUCAUCGGCGGUGGUCUAGCGGGAAUCACAGCUGGCAUCUUGCUUCCUGCCAAAGUCCCCAACAUCCAACUGACCAUCUUUGAGAAGAACGACGACUUUGGCGGCACCUGGCUCGAAAACACCUACCCCGGCGUCCGUUGCGACAUCCCCUCCCACGUCUACCAAUCGACCUUCGAGCCCAAAACCGACUGGUCCGACCAGUUCGCCCCCGGCGGCGAGAUCAGAGACUACUGGCAAUCUGUCGCCAAGAAGCACGAUGUCUACCGGCUCGCACGAUUCGGCACCAGAGUCCAGUCACUCGAGUGGGAUGCGGGCAAGUCAGUCUGGAAAGUCAGCACCCAACACAAAGAGGAGGAAGGACCAAAGGUCGAAGAGUUCGACUUUGUCUUGAACGCCAUUGGGCGGUUCAACGCCUGGAAGCUGCCAGACUACGAAGGGAUCGAGUCGUACAAGGGCCACCUGAGACACGCAUCACAUUGGGAUGGGGAGUUUGAUGUUGACAGCAAGACUGUGGCGGUGAUUGGGAAUGGUGCCUCUGGGAUUCAGCUGGUGGCCAAUCUGCAAAAGAGGGUGAAGCAGUUGGAUCAUUAUGCGAGAAACAAGACUUGGAUUGCAGGCAGCUGGGCGGGUGAUGAACGGACUGCUGGUCCUCAGCCUUAUUCUGAGGAGCAGAAGGAGUUGUUUGCGAGGGAUCCGACGGCGUACCUCAAGUUCAGAAAAGAGCUGGAAGACAAGUACUGGAGGAGGUUCUCCGCCUUCUUCAGGGGGUCGGAGACGAACAUUGAUCUUCGGGAAAGGUUCAUCGAGAUCAUGAAGCAGAGGUUGAAGAAGAAGCCAGAGUUGUUGGAGCACAUCGUUCCAGACUUUUCACCAAACUGCAGACGCCUGACACCAGGGCCGGGAUACCUGGAGGCUAUCUCGGAAGAUAAUGUCGAGUACAUCACUUCGCGGAUCGCGAGGUUCACAGAAGAUGGAAUCGUCACAGUGGAUGGCAGAGAAAGGAAGGUCGAUGCUGUCUUUUGCGCGACGGGUGCGAACGUGGACAUGGUGACACCAUUCCCCAUCAAGGGACAGGAUGGGACAGAGUUGAGGGAGCUCUGGGAUCCAGAGUCAAAGACUGGCUAUGGCUUCCCGUACACCUAUCUUGGUCUCGCCACCCCAGGCUUCCCCAACUUGCUGUUCGUCCAUGGUCCCCACGGAACAGGUCCGUCGGGUACUGUCCCGCAUUCCGUCGAGGUCCAACUGGUGUGUUUCGCCAAGAUCCUGAGGAAGGUAGCAAGAGAGGGGAUCAAGAGCAUCCAGCCAUCCAGGAGAGCAGCUGAUGAGUUCGUCGAGUACUCUGAUGCCUUUUUUACCUCGACUGUUCUUAGUGAUAAUUGUAGCAGUUGGUACAAUGGCGGGCGUCCAGGCGGUAGAAUCCACGGCAUCUGGCCAGGAAGCGCAGGCCAUGUCACGGCUGUGAGAAGAGAGCCCAGAUGGGAGGACUGGGAGUACACGUAUCUCGGGCCUGAGGGCAAUCGGUUUGCAUGGUAUUUCGGGAAUGGCUGGACAAGCAAGGAGGCAGAUGAGAACUCGGACAUGACCUCAUACUUGCGAUUACCGGGGGAGGUGAAUCUGAAGGACCUGCAUGAGAGUUGGUGGGAUCUACCCUAG
Messenger RNA from Podospora anserina S mat+, 1929 nucleotides. RefSeq lists its product as uncharacterized. Bases 1 to 1929 code for a protein of 642 amino acids. The record is from RefSeq and is a predicted model, not a curated record. The transcript is spliced from 2 exons. Lineage: Eukaryota; Fungi; Ascomycota; Sordariomycetes; Sordariales; Podosporaceae. Gene Ontology annotation, molecular function: N,N-dimethylaniline monooxygenase activity; NADP binding; flavin adenine dinucleotide binding.